Messenger RNA from Aspergillus neoniger CBS 115656, 761 nucleotides. RefSeq lists its product as uncharacterized. The transcript has 2 exons. NCBI's taxonomy places the organism in Eukaryota, Fungi, Ascomycota, Eurotiomycetes, Eurotiales, Aspergillaceae. The coding region runs from base 366 to 578 and encodes 70 amino acids. The record is from RefSeq and is a predicted model, not a curated record.
CGCGGCUCUGGUAGGAUCUCCCACUAGCAAAUACUCGUUGAUGACUCCAUACCCAACCAGGCGAACAAUCUAGAAGGGAUCGAGGAAUUCGUGACCCAUCGGGAUCCCGGGGACCUAAAAAAAUUGAAGCUAGACUAGAGGAUGCUAUCCGUCGUGGCUGGCUCAAGAUCUCUCUCUCCACUUGAGAUGGAACCAUCUUGAAAUCUUCAUAUUCCCGAUCAGGGAAGACGCUGAAUGUUCCUGGUGGAUUACUUACUUACCGGUCUCGGUCGCGUGGACGACUAAGCUUUGAUCGUGUCACUGCCGUACGAGGAGGUUAAAAUGUCCUGUCGCUCCGUGCCUGGUCGCGCCUACCGAUUACAUACAUGAGCAGCACAGUAGCCUGCGGACUAUUGAACACUACGACCUAUUCCAUGUCUGCGUGGGACCCCGAUAAUGUGAAGAUGGGAUCUCUUGUGAUCGUAGCUACGGGGCGUAAUCGCUGUUCUGCUGUGGAGCGAAAACCUUCCUGUCUGAGACUGGCCGAAUUGGGAGAUCCGGUCGAUCGCCCUCGAUUCCUCAGGACAACAACUCACUAGAUUCAGACAACUACCAUGGAACGGAGCUCUGAGGAACGAGCUCUACCUGUCACAUGCAAUGGGACAUAGCGGCCACCGACUGGAUCGCAAUUGGCAAUGCCAUUCCUGUCACCUAUCGAGGCUCACUCGGGGAUUAUCUGACAUUUCCGCUGACACGGUGACCAUGGGAUAAAUCGUCUGCCG